Aspergillus alliaceus is the source of this 1690-nucleotide messenger RNA. Its product is annotated as NAD(P)/FAD-dependent oxidoreductase. The transcript is spliced from 3 exons. Gene Ontology annotation, molecular function: flavin adenine dinucleotide binding; sarcosine oxidase activity; saccharopine oxidase activity. The record is from RefSeq and is a predicted model, not a curated record. NCBI's taxonomy places the organism in Eukaryota, Fungi, Ascomycota, Eurotiomycetes, Eurotiales, Aspergillaceae. Bases 190 to 1524 code for a protein of 444 amino acids.
CUUCACUGAUCUCCAGGUCGAUAUUGAUAAGGGUCACUUAACCAAUUUUCGCUUCAACAAGUGGCCCAGGCCAUACCCAUUACAAGCCGGGUUAGACAGCCAACAUCUCGGCUUGAUUUUAAUGGCAUGAUCGGUUAUCCUAUAUAAAAAGUUCUAUGCCUAGUCAUUCAGCGGUGCUGAUAACCCACAAUGGCAUCCAACCUAAAUCCCAACUCUUCUAUCCUCAUUGUUGGGGCUGGGACAUGGGGUUGUUCCACUGCUCUACAUCUUGCCCGCCGAGGGUACAAAAACGUUACAGUUUUAGACCCGCACCCAGUUCCCUCACCCAUUGCAGCCGGUAAUGAUAUUAAUAAGAUUAUGGAGCACAAAGAGGUAAAAGGCUCUGAAACGGAUCCUUGGAGUAUCGCCUUCUCAACGUGCACACGAGCUGCAUUGAAGGGCUGGAAAACAGAUCAUGUAUUCCAGCCAUACUUCCAUGAAACAGGGGCAAUCGUGUCUGGUCACACACCCUCUCUGAUUAAACACAUACAAGAGCACGAGAUCGAUUCGUCAGACGCAGAAUUCAUCAAACUCGAGACCGCAGAGGACUUCCGCAAGACUAUGCCUCCGGGAAUCCUUACCGGCAACUUUCCUGGCUGGAAGGGUUGGCUGAACAAGACCGGUGCUGGAUGGAUUCACGCCAAGAAAGCCAUGGUUUCUGCGUACACCGAGGCGAAGCGUUUGGGAGUCAGAUUUAUCACCGGUUCGCCGGAAGGAAAUGUUGUAUCUCUGAUUUACGAAAAUGGAGAUGUAGUCGGGGCUAAAACUGCCGACGGUGCCGCCCACCGAGCAGAACAUACUAUUCUCUCUGCAGGUGCUGGGAGUGAUCGUCUUCUGGACUUCGAGAAGCAGCUUCGCCCCACUGCAUGGACGCUCUGCCACAUUAAAAUGACACCCGAGGAAGCAAUCAAAUACCGGGGCCUUCCUGUGUUGUUCAAUAUCGCCAAGGGCUUCUUUAUGGAGCCCGAUGAGGAUAAGCAUGAACUCAAGAUCUGCGACGAGCACCCCGGAUACUGCAACUUCGUCUCCGAUCCUGAGCAUGGUGGCGAGGUGCGCAGUAUCCCGUUCGCAAAGCAUCAGAUUCCUCUUGAAGCCGAGGCCCGUGCAAGAGACUUCCUCCGUGAUACAAUGCCCCAUCUUGCGGACCGACCGCUGUCGUUUGCCCGUAUCUGUUGGGAUGCGGAUACUGUGGACCGUGCGUUCUUGAUUGAUAGACAUCCCAAGCAUCGCUCGUUGCUGCUUGCAGUCGGUGGAUCUGGGAACGGAGCCAUGCAAAUGCCUACCAUCGGCGGAUUCAUCGUAGACGCUCUGGAGGGGAAUCUGCAAAAGGAGCUAAAUCAUGCACUACGGUGGAGACCUGAGAUAGCGGCGCACCGGGACUGGAAGGAUACCCAAAACCGCUUUGGAGGACCGAACAAAAUAAUGGACUUCCAGAAGCUUGGAGAGGAUGAAUGGACUAGAAUUGUCGUCAAGAGCCGGCUCUAAAAGCAAAGAAAAUCCGAGUUAUUUAUUCUAGCCUCAUUUGUCAGUCAUUACACUACAGUCCCCACUUGUGAAAGUAUAGAUCGUGCGUAUGCUGGUGAGCCUCUUUUCUCUCCCUAAUUAUGCACGUAGGGAAAACAUGAGUAGAUCAUUUUAUCAAGAGAGCAAC